Messenger RNA from Cyphellophora europaea CBS 101466, 894 nucleotides. RefSeq lists its product as uncharacterized. Gene Ontology annotation, molecular function: hydrolase activity. The transcript has 2 exons. The coding region runs from base 1 to 894 and encodes 297 amino acids. Lineage: Eukaryota; Fungi; Ascomycota; Eurotiomycetes; Chaetothyriales; Cyphellophoraceae. The record is from RefSeq and is a predicted model, not a curated record.
AUGGGCCUCACCAUCCUCGACCACGAGCAAAAGCCGGUCCUACAUGGCCGGUUACGGCUCUCCACGGGCGUUCGUCUGCAUUACUACACCGCAGGAAGCGGUCCAGCCGUAUUGCUCCAGCACGGCAUUCCCAAGACGUCCUACUACUGGCGUAAAGUGCUUCCCUACCUGAGCGCCCACUACACCUGCAUCGUACCAGAUAUGCGCGGGAUCGGCGACUCGACUCACCCGGACAACGACUACUCCAUGGCGACCGUGGCUGAUGAUUUGGCCGAACUCAUGACGAAACUGGGCCAUGACAAGUUCCAUGUCAUCGGCGAAGACUGGGGUGCAGCAGCAGCAUAUCAGCUCGCGGCGCGAUAUCGGGACCGGGUGCUUUCUCUGGUGUUCCAAGAGAUGCUGCUUCCCGGCUUCGGUCUCGAAGAAUGGGCCACCUUCAACCCCACCCGCCCCGAAACCCACCUCUGGCACGUCUCCUUCUACAGCGUGCGCGACGUGCCGGAGCUCCUGAUCACGGGCCACGAGCGCGAGUACUUCACGUGGUUCAUCAAGAACGAGGCGCACGACCCGACGAGCAUCCCCGACGACGCCAUCGACGAGUACGUCGCCAAAGCCAGCCAGCCGGGGGGCCUGCGGUCGCUGUGCAACAUCUACCGCGAGACGGAGGCGAACGUGCGCGACAACAGGGACAGCGCCCUGACGAAGCUGACCCUACCCGUGCUGGCCGUCGGGAGUAAGGACUUCAUUGGCGCCGAGGUGAAGGCACAGAUGGAAGCGGUCUGCGAAAGGGAACAGGUCACGUACAAGGAGCUGCACUUUGGGCAUCAAUUGGCCGAGGAGUGUCCGGGCCAACUGGCGAGUUUGUAUCUCGACUUUCUUGGCCAAUUGACUUGA